CGUCACUUAAUAGUUGUGUUAGUUUUAAUUCUUCAAAUAAACAAAAUCCAUUCCGCUGGAAAAUUCUAUACAACAACUGAAAACAAACAUUAUUAUGUAGAAGACGAUGAAAAGUAUUCGUGGUACGAUAGUCUAAUUGAAUGCCUGAAACUAAAUAUGACACUGACUGCAAUUGAGUCGGACACGGAACAACAGGCAUUAGUACCAAUAUUAAACGGUUCAAAAUUGUGGUUGGGUGGUUUAAUGGUACCAAAUACCCGUCACUUUGUAUGGAUAUCGACAGGAAAACCAUUUCAAUAUACCAAUUGGUUUCAGGGAAAUCCAGAUUUCAUAAAUAAUUGUGUUUUAAGUGGUUUGGAUAUAGACAAUGAUAUACGUUGUACAUUUCCUUAUGGAUACAUUUGCGAGCAACCCCAACACCCCCAGAUUGUAACAGAGACGGAUGAACGAAAACUACAAGAAGACAUCGUACAACUUAAUGAGAACUUAAGAAUAGAAAUUCAAGAGCGUCAAAAUUUACAGCAAGAACUAAAAAAACAAAAGGAGUUAGCGCAAAAUCUGCAAGAGCGACUACAACAAAUUAAUGACACUAAACUAGAGAUGCAGGAAAAAAAAGUGAAUCUGCAGCAGGAACUACAAAAACUGGUACAAGAAUUAGUAAAUGGUGAACAGAAUUUACAGCAAGUCUCACAAAAACCAAAAGACAGUCAACAUCUAACUGAGCAGCAGUUACAGCAUCACAAAGAAUAUGAGGCAAAACAGCAAAAUGACGAGAAAAAUAAAAGUUAUUUGAAUCUUUUUUUUUCAAAUAUACAAAAUGCAUAUUUCUUUCAAAAUUCACGUUAAAAGUAACUCAUUUAAACACAAAAGAUUUACAUAUUAUUAUCAACGCGAUAAUAACAUGUGUUGUGUGUAAUUUCUAUUAUUCU
Calliphora vicina (urban bluebottle blowfly) is the source of this 929-nucleotide messenger RNA. Its product is annotated as putative mediator of RNA polymerase II transcription subunit 12. Bases 157 to 846 code for a protein of 229 amino acids. The record is from RefSeq and is a predicted model, not a curated record. Lineage: Eukaryota; Metazoa; Arthropoda; Insecta; Diptera; Calliphoridae. The transcript has 2 exons.